AUGAAGCUCGCCGCUGCUCUCUCCCUAGUGUCCCUCGCGGCCGCGGCGGUCCUGGAGGCCCGCCACUGCGCCGGCAACAACUGCAACCGCGCGGUGACUGGCACCCGUCCGGGUCUGCUGCCCCUGGCGUCUCGGUCGUUGGACUGCUCGAGCUUCUUGCGCACGACCGUCAUUCCGGCAGCAACCACCGUCACGGUAACCGUCGGCGACGAGGACCUGUCGACGCCGACGCCGACCGCCCACGCAGCCGCCGCGCUCGCGGGGCGGCAGGUCACGGUCGUGCCGAGCUCGAUCCCGGAGUACGCGGCCAACUGCGCCAACGCGGCCGAGUACAUCUCGGCGUGCUCGUGCUUCGGCGUGACGGGGACGGUGACGACGGCGCCGAGGCCGAGCGUGACGGUCACGACCACGGUGGAUUCCUGCGAGGAUAUCUGAGUGGGCGAAGAGAGAGAGCGAAGCCGGCGGGGGUGAUGGGCUGCGGGUUGAACUGGCGUUGAGGUGUGGGGAGAUUGUCACUUCCAUGCCCGGCAUCCGACAUGCGAGAGGUGCAUCCGUCUACCUCUGCGUCAACCGAUGUGGUUGCGGGACGGAAGGCCUAGCUGAGAGCCGCCAAACUUGGCUCUUGAACGGCUUGCGAAUGUUGACAUGACGAAUGACCAAGAGGACAAGGAAACUACCAAGAACCAGGUAGUUGGACCAGACGUCAUUGCCGUGGGUGUCACCGUGGAUCUGUCCCUUCGAGGCUCAUAUGGACGCGGCCAAGCUAUGGGCCUGUAAGCUGC
This is a messenger RNA of Thermothielavioides terrestris NRRL 8126, 782 nucleotides long. RefSeq lists its product as uncharacterized. Bases 1 to 435 code for a protein of 144 amino acids. Lineage: Eukaryota; Fungi; Ascomycota; Sordariomycetes; Sordariales; Chaetomiaceae. The transcript is spliced from 2 exons. The record is from RefSeq and is a predicted model, not a curated record.